Eurypyga helias (sunbittern) is the source of this 2464-nucleotide messenger RNA. It is a transcript of the gene ELOVL5, whose product is annotated as ELOVL fatty acid elongase 5. Gene Ontology annotation, molecular function: fatty acid elongase activity. Bases 101 to 670 code for a protein of 189 amino acids. NCBI's taxonomy places the organism in Eukaryota, Metazoa, Chordata, Aves, Eurypygiformes, Eurypygidae. Gene Ontology annotation, biological process: fatty acid elongation, polyunsaturated fatty acid; very long-chain fatty acid biosynthetic process; fatty acid elongation, saturated fatty acid. The record is from RefSeq and is a predicted model, not a curated record. The transcript has 5 exons. Gene Ontology annotation, cellular component: endoplasmic reticulum membrane.
CUGACACUUUAUUCUUUGAUCUUCUCAGCUGGUGACGGGAGUAUGGGAAGGAGGAUACAAUUUCUUCUGUCAGGAUACGCACAGUGGAGGAGAAGCUGAUAUGAAGAUCAUACGUGUCCUCUGGUGGUACUAUUUCUCCAAACUCAUUGAGUUCAUGGAUACCUUCUUUUUCAUUUUGCGGAAAAAUAAUCAUCAGAUCACUGUUCUGCACGUCUACCACCAUGCAACGAUGCUGAACAUCUGGUGGUUUGUUAUGAACUGGGUGCCUUGUGGUCACUCUUACUUUGGUGCCACACUGAACAGCUUUAUCCAUGUCCUCAUGUACUCCUACUACGGAUUGUCUGCUGUUCCAGCAAUGCGUCCUUAUCUGUGGUGGAAGAAGUACAUCACUCAGGGGCAGCUGACUCAGUUUGUCCUGACAAUCUUCCAGACCAGCUGUGGUGUUGUUUGGCCAUGUGCGUUUCCUCAGGGGUGGCUGUAUUUCCAGAUUUCUUAUAUGAUUUCUUUGAUUAUCCUCUUCACAAAUUUCUAUAUUCAGACUUACAACAAGAAGGCAUCCUCGAGGAGGAAAGAGUAUCUGAACGGCUCUACGGCCACUGUGAAUGGGUACACAAACAGCUUUUCUUCCCUUGAGAACAAUGUGAAACAAAGGAAACAAAGGAAGGAUUGAAGACCAAACUGAAAAACCAUUUUGAUAACCCCAACAACGAAAUCAUCUGAUUGUAAGCACAAUAAGAGUUGUGCACUAAUACUCUAAUGGCUACUGUAACUAUUCCUGCCUAGAAUAGUGUGAUUUAUGUAGGACUUAACCAGUGCAAACACCCUAGAAACUGUAUACAGAACAUAAAAGUAGGUUGAAGUUUUAAAAUAAUUCUGGGCUGUCACUGACCCCGCUAUAGACUGUGGGAGGGAGUAUUAUCGUAGUAUCUGACACUGCUGUUGCCUUACUAGUCAAUAAGAUAGGUGCUGAAUUAUGAGUCACAAUUUGAAAACACUGUAAUCUAAACCUCCAUUUUUUUUACUGUAGAUCAUGCAUGUGAUUGUAGAGGUAAUUUGUACGAUGCUGGUUUCAGUAGAUAAACACACAUGCCUUAAAUUAAAAAGCAGGGCCCAAAGCUUAUUACUGGUUUAAAAAUUGGGUUAUGUUUCAACUUUUCCGUUGACUGACUUUUUAUGAAGAAGUCAUUUAGAAGAAUCCAUUGAUCAUUUUACUGUCCUGUGUGUGAUACACGGUGUUACGUAUCUCUUACGCGAUACAGUGGAAUCGGAAAUGGCGGGUUUAGUUUUGUAUAUUUGGCUUUAACUGACUAAACAGUCACGAACCAGAUGGAAAAGUUAUUUUACCUUUUUAAUAGAUCUUAUUUUUUUAUUUGAAGUAUGUCACUAAUGUACAAUUAAUUGGCGCUUACACAGUCCAGUAAGACUUAAAUAUUGUCUCUAGGUUUGGAGUAUAUACAGGGUGGACCCAUCUUUUCUAUUUUUUUUUUCUUUUUUCCUUAUUUCUGAGAAUAAUGCUAAAUGAAGAGUGGUUUUUAAUAUGGAAACUGGCAGAAUUUCAAGUAUUAUUACCAUAGCCAUAUCCACAUUUUGGGAGCUACUGUUUAAGCCUGUGACUUGUCCGGAAGUGUAUUUAAAAAAAGAAGACAGAAAGAUGCUUUUCUGACAGAAUUGUCUGUAUUUAAGUUGGUAUCUGUACUGUUCUUCAUGCAGCAGCAUAUGUUCUUAUUUAAAACAUGCCUAACACAAAUGUGGUUUUUUUUCCCAAACAAGCAAAAUGAAGCAGUCAUAAGUCAUACCUAAAGUUUUUUAAAUGUUACUGAAAUGUGCUGGAAAUGUCUGUUUCUGUAAUGUGAGUUUGUGUGUAUCAUCGGUAACGUUUUGGAUUGUUAUCUGAGGAUUUGGUUUGAGUGCUUGUUAAAGUUGCUCCUUGUAAAAUCUUGCCUUGCACACAUGAGGAGUCCGUUGCAAAGCCACUACCUGUUGCUGGAAUUCUGGAGUCUGCCGUGGUGGAGUUUGGCUUAUGAGUAUUUUAUUCACUAAGCUCUGAAAAACUCAGUUGUGCAAGACACUCCGCUGGUCAUUGCUCGAGUUUAACUGUUUGGGUUUUGAUAUUUAUAUAAAUGCCAGUUUUGACAUGUUACUUUUUUUUUUUAAUUAAAUCUUUUUAAAACUUUUUGCACAUCUCUUAGGGAAUUAAUAAGUUCUCCUACUAGCCUUGUGGGUUUUCAUUCCUUGAUUUGAAGGAGACAGUGUCUGUUAUGUUUACAUUAUCAAAGCUUGUGCGUGUCUUCAUUUCUAGGUACUGGUUUGCAGAGUCUUUACAUAGCUCAGUACAGCAGCUAUAAUGUUCAAAAUAGGCUGUCUAAAUGUGCUAGAAAUAAACCCUUGGCUCAUCUGAAUAUACCCACAUUGUUAAUGUUUGACAUGGUUUAAUCAUUAAAACACUUUUGAUGAUCUCUGCCUG